This is a messenger RNA of Colletotrichum spaethianum, 573 nucleotides long. RefSeq lists its product as uncharacterized. NCBI's taxonomy places the organism in Eukaryota, Fungi, Ascomycota, Sordariomycetes, Glomerellales, Glomerellaceae. The coding region runs from base 1 to 573 and encodes 190 amino acids. The record is from RefSeq and is a predicted model, not a curated record. The transcript has a single exon.
AUGCCAUCGUGCCGGGGCACGCCAGGUUCCGUCGGCGAAUACCAGGCAGUCCCUCAGGGCUCAGGCUCAGACCGGCAUGCCAGCUACGACUCGGCCUACACUGGAGGCUACUUUGAUGUGCCAGACCGCAGCCAACGCACCAGUCAGGGGUCGAGCGCGUGGAUCGGACUGCAUCGUGGGAGCACAGAUUCUCAGGGUACCUACGCACACCUACGCCACUGGAGCAAUGCCAGCGAGGCAAGCAGCGAUCACGGGAGCGGAGGCACCAGGACACCGUUUCAGGAGCUCGACUCAACACCAUAUGUCCCGGAGCUGGCAGCUACGCCUGUUCCUGAUGCCGUGGCUGAGGCACGCCGUCGGUCGGCGAGUAACCUUUCGAGUAUGAGUCGACCGCCGGCCGUGCACCAGCGUCGAAGGAGUAGUGAGGGCGGUAGUGGCAGAGGAAGAAGCGACAGCUCGGCUGCUGGUGGGUUGAGCGUCGUGAGCGAAGACACGGAGGUGAUAGGACAUUAUGGUCCUUCGGAUCGGGCGACGGGUCAAACGUCGGUCGGGAAGGAGGGACUAUCAUCCUGA